AUGGCAUCUUCUACUAGCUACGAACCUGUUAUUGAUCGAGCUGCGUUCGAAGCCUAUACGCAACUCCGAGCAAUUGCCAAGAAAUACAAUGUCGAAGACAAACUCGAGGUACCUCAAUUGGUUCUUGUCGGCGAAACGUCAACCGGCAAAUCGAUGCUCGUUCAAAAUUUUCUCCGAUUUCCAUGUUCAUUCUCUCAGACUGGAGUUGCAACACGUUGUCCAGUGGCUUAUCGACUUGUCUACAAUCCGACGUUACCAAUCGGCGAGCUUCGUAUUAUUCGACCAGCCGGUAUUACUCCCCCUCAGCUAGCAAAUUAUUUACAAAAGUUAAUGAAACGUAUUCAAGAAGAAUGUUCUGCUACGGGUGGUUUUCGAUUAGAACCCGAGUGGAUCGAGAUCGAAAGUGCUGAAUAUACAGAUUUCGAAAUUCUUGAUCUACCCGGUCUAGUUGGUGGUGAUAAAGUGGCCGAGAAUCGACAAGCAGUAGAGAAAAUAGCGGAAUCAUUCGUACGUAAUCCUCGAUUCUCGAUUGUUCUAUUGAAAGAGACUACACAAAUCACUGAUAAUAGUCAUGGAGCACGUGUAAUUGAUGAACUCUGUAAUAAACAAAAAGGUUCUGAUUCCUCGUUACUACCACGACCCGAUUACCAUAAAAAUAUGAUCACUAUCCAUACAAAAUUUGACUCUUUUAUGUUAAACUUUACCAAUGGAACUGCAGCAAAUAACGAAAUAUCAAAGCAGCUGAACGAUUUCGGUCCUUCUUUCUUCACCAAUAUGAUUUUUGAUGGAUAUUCAAUGGCAGAACGAUCGUUCGAUGAUAAUGUUGCCUAUCUGCGUGAUUUAUCGCGUCGAGAACAACAAGAAGUAAACACUUGGAUUGAGAAAAUGAAUCAAAAGAGUGGUCAAUCACUGGAUAAUUAUCAAUGUUUCGAUGAGAAAUAUCAUAAACUUAUUGGUAUCGAUGUUGUACGAAAUCAGAUUCAAUCACUGUGGCUUAAAUCAUUUCGUUCUGCUCUACCGAAGCUAAGAGAAAAAGUUCAAGAUGAACUUGACAAAGCUCGAUGUCAAUACAAUGAAAAUCAAGAACGAUACAAACUACUCAAUCCCCGCUUUCUUCGAGAUACUUAUAGAAACUAUAUCCAUGAUUUUCAUAAGAUUCUUUGUCAAUAUUCAAGUUACAAAUCGGAAAUCGAUUUUAUUUUUCCUCUCGAUCAAUGUGGUCAGACAUACGAGGAGAUCGAAACUGCUUAUAAUGAAUGGAGUCGCAAGAAGACAGUCACUUGGCGGGCAUAUUUAAGCGUAAACGACUUAAAACAAAAAUUUCCCGAUGAAGAUGGCAAUAUCAAUGCACGUUAUGUUGGUUGUCGUCAUUUUGUACGACUUCACAAUCUCUUUUCGUACAUGAUUCUAAAUUUUAAACCACGAGAACCAACUCGAGAUUGGAUUGAAUCAGCGUCUUCACUUUUAGCUGCGGGUACAACAGACUUUGAUGAUUUAGAAAAAGCAGUUCGAGAUAUUCUUCGCACUCUCUUACGUGAAACUACUCUGAUGGGUAUUUGUUGGCUGACACAAAUGUAUUCCUUUCUAUUGGACAUGUUUAGAAUCCAUGUUAAAUAUUAUCUUCUUAGCGAUCAGAAGUAUCCAAUGUUGCGCGAUCACAAUAUCUUUCUGAAUGCAGUCGAUCUCGAAUAUCAUAUCAUUGUACGUACGAUGAUUCGUGAUGCCAUUCGUCUCAUUCGUGAUUAUCGUCAAUCAGCUAGUGCUUAUGCACAUUAUGAUAUCAUGAAGCGUAUGUCGAAAUUGAUGUUUUCAAUUCCACGAGAGAUUGAACAUGAGGCAUUCAAUCAACCAGUUGAUGGUAUUUUUGUAAGAAAUUCAUCAAACAAUACAUACACGACGGCUAGUUUAGCCGAUAUUUUCAAAGCAAUUCCACCACAUAAACUUCUCGAGCAAAUUUAUGGGUCUGAAUCAUUUUUGACAAGCAAGCGAGAUCCAUACUCAUGUAGUCAUCAUGCAAAUGCAAGACGGACAAUUAAAGAACUCUACACAGCAAGUUGUGGUAGACUUUUAGAAGAAAUUCGAUCGAGUUUUAAUACGUAUGUCGUAAUGAGAAUUCAUAAUUUUGAUCGAUUCAGUGUAGAACGACAUUCAGAUAAUCCAAAUAGGAUUCCUCUCUCUCGACGCAUUGAUUUUAUGACGGAACAACAAAUUUCUGAGAUGUCAAAUUUUGGUUUCGACGAGAUCAACGAGGCGUGUCAUGCAUCGAUUGAAAAGAUUCAAGCCCUGAACGAAGCUCUAUUGUUCAUCAAUAGCGCCAUAAAUGAAAUGAAUAGUGUUCAGCGGGUUCAAAGUGAACAACGUCAAACUCGUAUGGAAAAAGUCAAUCUUAAAAGCACGAAAUAUGCAGAAUACAUGCGUAAGAAACAAGAAGCGGUCGAAAAUCGUCAUCAACGACGAUAUCUUUCCCAAAGCUCUCAUAAUCGUUCAGUUGAUGAAUCCAACGAAACCUCAAGUGAUUACACACUCGAUGACGAACGAAUGUUAAUGACUUAUCGUGAUGCAGAAUCGGCCAGUGAAUUUCUACGUGAGAUCUACGAUAAACACGAUAAGGAAGAUUUAAAAUAUGGAUUUCUUGAGAAUGAUCCAGAGAAUCAAGAUACAAAUCAGUCGCAUAUACAUGAUAAUUUCCGUGUCGAUCCGAAUUCAAUGAACUAUGAAGAGAUUUCGUUACCUUCUACUAGCAACAAGAGUAAUUCUUUCCCAACAACUACAAACGAUGAUUCUUUGGUUGCAGCGUCCGCUUAUGAUGAACAAAAUAAAUUGAAACCUCUACCGAAAUUUUAUAACUCUGAUACUGUGGCGCCAAUUACAGAAUCUGUUGUCUAUCUAACAGAAGAAGCAUCAUUAGAAGAAAUAACUUUAUUUACGAGAACUUUUGGUCAAGAAACUGAUUUUGUAUGUCACGAUCCAACUGUUGCAACAAAUGGUGGUCCACAUGUUAUUCAAACAUUUUUGUCAGAAGAAUUUUCAGAAGAAAAGCAAAUAAAAUGUACAAUUGCAAGACAAGAUGAUCAGGGAUUUUAUAGCAUGUUUCUACUUGAUCGUGGACGUGAGAAAUUUCACAUAGAAAAAGUACAUAUUGAAGACGUUAAAAAGGUAAAAGAUUACUAA
This is a messenger RNA of Rotaria sp. Silwood2, 3171 nucleotides long. The record is from the annotation of a GenBank genome assembly. NCBI's taxonomy places the organism in Eukaryota, Metazoa, Rotifera, Eurotatoria, Philodinida, Philodinidae.